This is a messenger RNA of Aplysia californica (California sea hare), 4632 nucleotides long. RefSeq names its product serine/threonine-protein phosphatase 4 regulatory subunit 4. Gene Ontology annotation, molecular function: protein phosphatase regulator activity. Gene Ontology annotation, cellular component: protein serine/threonine phosphatase complex; cytosol. NCBI's taxonomy places the organism in Eukaryota, Metazoa, Mollusca, Gastropoda, Aplysiida, Aplysiidae. The record is from RefSeq and is a predicted model, not a curated record.
CUCUGGCCAGGAAGUGCAGCGAGUGAGUGUAAUCACCGACCUGCCGGCUCUGCUCAGGGACAACAACGCAGAAUGCAUGAAGCGGGUGGUUCCCAAAGUCAGGGAGGUGCUCCAUGUCGCCAACAUGGAGAUGCAGCUGGCCGCGGCCUCGGCGUUCCUCCAGAUCCUGGAUAAGAAGCUGGUGUCUGUGGAGGACUACCGGAGGACCUUCCUGCAGACCAUCCUCACCUCUGUGGACAACAAGAACGAGGAGAUUGCUGGUGCGUGGCUGGAUACAUUACUCUCCUGCAUUGACAAGCUCCCAAAGGAUGUCGUGAAGAAAGAUAUACUGCAUGGUCAGGACUAUAUUUUGUCCAUAGCCGUCAACAAAGGACAGCUUAGCCAGACACUCCAAGCCCGGAUAUCGUGUUGUAAAAUUCUGGGAAAAGUGUCAUCGGUGUUUGAAAAUUUUGUCGUGAAGAAUGAUGUGCUGCCCGUGGUGUCCUCGCUGUGCGGUGACGUGGAGUAUGAUGUCAGGGCCUGCAUGUGUGAGAGGCUCGACGUUGUCGCAAAAGGACUUGGUCUUGAUCUGACCAAGUCCAAGCUCCUGCCCCAGUUGAUAGAACUGUCAGAGGAUGAGUCUCAAAGUGUCAUAUGUGCCUGCUUACAAACUACCACCAACAUUAUACCCAUGUUAGACAGAGAAGCCAAUGUAAAUGCCAUUCUUCCCAUGGUGAGAGAGCUGUGUGAGAAAGCCAUCAACAAUGUAGACUCAACUUUGCCUGUAGUAUCAAAGCUGUUUGGAAAAUUAUCUCAUAGUUUGUUAGAGUAUAUGACUGUUGAUGAUAAAACAUAUUUCCAAGAGUUCUUCAAGAAGCUGACCAAAGUUGGUGUUUCUGAAAAGAAAAAUAAGGAGGAUACCGCAAAGCUUUUAGAAGCGCUGGAUGUCUUUGAAAGUGUUCCUGACAACAGCACCUGGACUCGACAGUAUGCGGCAUACAACUUUCCUGCUAUGGUGCUGUUUAUUGGAGCCAAACUGUUUAGAUUAGAACUGUACCCUUCUUUCACUCAACUGUGCAAAGACCCUCAUAUAAUGGUGAGGAAGACAAUGGCAGGAGGCUUUCACGAGGUGGCCCGGUUAGUAGGGGCCAACAUUAGCAUAGUGUUUCCUGAACUCACCUCUCUGCUCAGUGAUGCUGACCUGGAGGUUCUAAAGGCAAUAGUACCGAACUUCCGAACCAUCAUGGGUGUUCUGGCGAAUCAGGGUGUGGACCAGUUCACAGAACACAAGGCUCACGUGGUCCAAGAUGUGGUGAGCAGCUUCCUGCGUGCGGAGAGUAUUGUGUUCAACUCUCCGUGCUGGCGCACCCAGCAGGCUAUGCUGGAGUCCAUGCAGUGUCUGUGGCAGCUGUGCAACAACGACUAUGUCUACACCAAGGUGCUCCCCCUGGUGGCUGAGAAGCUCAAGACUGGGAGGGCAUUGCCGGUGAGGAUAGCAGCAGCUAAAACUAUCGUUAUACUCACUCGGCACUUACGGUACAAGGAACAGAGAGAGGACAUCUUGGCUAUGUUGAAAGAGGACUUCCAUGGAAAUGAAAGCUGCCAUCGGCGAAGCCUCUUUGUAGAAAUUGCUCGCUGUUACCUGGAGGUGAACUCUAAGCAAGCCUUCAAGGACGCCCUGUAUGAGCACGUGUUGAGCCUACGCACCGACCGCGUCGCCACCGUGCGCAUGAAGCUCAUCUCCCUCCUGCCAGAACUCAAGCGGUCGCUCAAAUUGCCGCGCGACCAGAGUUUGCGGACAUCGCUGGACACGGUUGUACGUCAGAUCAUCGUGUAUGAUAAAGAUCGUGAUGUGCAGUAUGCUGCCCAGCAGAUGUCUGAAGAGCUGACAUUGAUACAGGAAGGAAGUGACAGCACUAGAACCAACCGAAGGAACCUGACUGAAGAGGAAACAGAGGACCUCAAAAGAGAAGAUGAAGAAAAGGAGAUGAUUGCAAGGGAAGAAAAGGAGAAGAAAGAUGAAGAAGCAAAACAGUUGAAGGGGAAUGAAAAGAGGCAUUCUUUAGUUGGAAACAAGAAAGAGACUCAGUCGAAGAUUCCAGGUGCCAAGAAAGGUACAAUCAAGACCUCCCAGGCUGGCUCCAAAGGUGACGGCCCCCACCAGGUUCCAGGAAAACGUGUCCCAGCUUCUACUGUUGGUGGCAGUGUCUCCACUAAAGCUUCUAGCAACAGCCUGAACUCCCCGUGCGAGGACAACCACGUGAAGGAGCGUUCCGUGUGUCUGAUCAAGUCUAAGUCCACCACCAAUAUCCCCUCUGUGUCCCAUAUCCCCAGGCUGGAACCCCGCCCCAGUACUCCGCCCAAGAAAGAGCCAGCCAGAAGGAUCCCGGUUCUUGUAGCCAACAAGACAGCGUCGUCGCCAUCUUUGACCGGCAACCUGUCCAACAAGAAGUCCAUCUCCCCGACCCCAACCCGUAAAGGUUCCACCAACAUUCCAGCCAGCUCCGGUGCAGCAAACACACUGGCCAACAGCAGGGGUCGCUGGUCUCUCCACAGAAGAGGUUCUGCCAGCAAUGCAGUGUCCUCCACUCAAGCCAGACGAGGAUCCAUCGGCAGUGCCAACAGCACAAGCAGUGACACGUCGGUGAAGGUAAAGUCCUCCUCUACACCCACACGAUCCGGGAAUACUACUCAGGCUGCAGGGAGGUCCUUGAAAAAACCUGCCAAGUAGAAGCUACUACGAGCCGGAGCAAACACACUCCCAACAGCUGGCAUGAGUGUUUUUGCCUAAUAAGAUUCUGUCCUUGAAAAGCAAGAUGCAGCAGUGAUAUUGAGAGUAUGCAUGCAUGUAUUUAAAAAAUUAAACAAAUUGAUGCAAACCAACAUUUGUGGAAUGAGCUCUGUAAAGUUGGGAAGGACUUUUCUCUUCAUACUCAAGAGAAAAGUGGGAAGGGAAGAUUAGAGGAGUUGGAGGAAAGAGGCACUUUCUGCUUGCUUGGGGUUUAAAAGUUGUAUUUUGAUCAUUUUACAUGUUAUUUUAUUGUGAAAAUAAAUUUAGAGCUCAAAAGAAGUAUUUGUGCAAAGAUGCCCUUUUAUUUACUAUUUGAAGACAUGAAGGGAUUAAUGCAGGAUUUCUUUUGUAUUUGGUUUUUUAUCUCAGAACUUUUGCAAGUAUGUUAAAAUUUAAACUACCAGCUAACAUUUACUUUAAAGAGGCAUUUUUGACAAUAGUUAUAUGAGGAGCUGUUAGCUUUCCUAAAGUGUAUCCGCAGUGCUCCCUUUCUCAAAAUAAUCUUUCAACAACUUGUUCUAAAUAGUUUGAAUUGCCACAUUGUGACUUUUAACAUCAAGGGAGGUGGAAAUAUUAGAGUAGAUGGUGCCAUUUGGUAUCAAUCUGCACAAGAUGGAAGUUGUUUAUGGGAUAGCGCAGCUAUGAAAGAUAAUCAAGUGUAAGAUUUUGUCCCCAACGCAUCGGAGGAUAUAAAAUUUUAUCUCUAAUUAUGAAGAAGAAGCCAGUUGUCUUUAUUGUGGUGCCUGAGGUGAAAUGUAAAGAUAAAAUAGGGUUAAACAUAUUAUUGUAAGCUAGAAACUUUACGGAGCCAAUCAGCGUGUUUACAGUUUUUAGGAAGGAGAGGAGUGGGGUUCAUAAGUCAUUCAUAUUUGUUACUACAUCCUUUGUUCACAGGGGGGAGAGUGUUACAUACAAUGUUUCCCCGUGUCUUUUGCUCAAAGUUAGCCCAAUGCAUUCUCAGUGCUGUGGAGAAGCAUGUAUGAGGCUUUUCCAAUAUUUUGCAUGUACUGAAUAAAAGUGAAUAUUUGGAAUGUGUUUGUGUACAAGAUUGUAGAUAAAACAGUGAUAUAAUUGUAGUAUAGAAAAAAACAACCGAACCCAAACAUUUUGACAGCACCCCAGCUUUCACUUAGAUGAAGAAAUUCUGCAAACAAACAAAAUCUGCGCUUCCUGAGGAGUGGAGCCUGCAAUCCUUAUGGCAAAAAUAAGUGUGCACAUAAUGCAAAAGAUCAUGUGGUGGUGAGAAUGGAGCUUCUUGUCACCCCAUUUAUGAGACGGUAACAUUUAGCGAUAGCGCACCCUGGAAAAGUGUUCCAAAACUUGCCAUGGUAGGAUGGUCAGAGAUACCACGGCUGUUGUUUGUGUUUUUGCUUGACUGUGAUGUAUCUUGCUGAAUGUUAAAUGAUUUAUUAUAAUUAUCAUCUCCCAACUGUAAAUGCAAUACUGGUUUUUUGUUUUGUUUUUUUGAGUUGUUGUCCUUGAAAUGAUUUAAAGUAAUAUCGCUGCUUCAUGUGUUACUAAAAUAGACAUUACCUCAUAUUUGAUCAUGACUCUUAAAGUAUAGCAAUCUCACAAAUGCGAAAUUUAUGAGACGAAUGUAGAUGUUUUUCAGAUUACAUGUGGCAGAGACUAUUUAGGUAAGGUCUUGACAAGUAUGUGGCGAUUCUCAGUUUAGGAAAGGGAAGCAGCAAAUGUCCUUAAAAAGAAAAAGAAAACCCCCCAGCAAAGUCUAGAUUUUCAUUGAUAGAGUCUUUUGACAAGGACAAUUCACUGGUAAUUUGGAAAAUGUGAAAUCUAUAUGAAUAGUCUGCUGUUCUUUUGGAAAGCCAAUGCAAUAACAGCAGUCUCUAUUGUUAUUUUUU